This is a messenger RNA of Westerdykella ornata, 2340 nucleotides long. RefSeq lists its product as uncharacterized. The transcript has 4 exons. Bases 282 to 2201 code for a protein of 639 amino acids. Lineage: Eukaryota; Fungi; Ascomycota; Dothideomycetes; Pleosporales; Sporormiaceae. The record is from RefSeq and is a predicted model, not a curated record.
CCUCGCACCGACAGCUCUCUGCGAAAACCACGGUGUAACACAAACAGUUCUCGCCUUGCGCCGCCAAGAGAUCCGUCGAAGACCGAAUCCCUUCAUGGCGCCGUUCAAUGCAUGUUUGAACAACUGCGGCUAAAUCCACUUGCCCUUCUCAACCUUGGACUUCUCAGUGCUGCUUAUGCUCACAAUGCGCACGUCUCUUCCGUCGACUCCUGCUCUAUGAAUGCUCUUUGUCGGCUUCCUACGCGGAUAAGGACACCGUCUAUAGCAUUUCAGAUUGCGAUAUGCUUUCCCCAAUAUCCACGGGGUCGCAGUCGGCCCAGAGUGAAGGAGCCUCCACGUCCUCGUCCGUUCUGUCCCCUCCCUCGCCCUUAAGUCCUUCAAGCCCACAAAAGGAGGCCGCGCCGCGCAAGAAGAGAGGAAGGCCCAGGAUGGAUCCCCAGCAGACCAGAGCCGCUCAGCGUCGGGGAAAGGGGUCGCCCGAGGUUCAGUUCCUGACGGCCACUCAUCCCUCGGAGUUCAAGUCUGCCGAAAACAAGAAGACGGUGCGGUCAGGAGCCAUGAAACAUUAUCGGAGUCAAUAUAAAGACCACGGAAAGAAGAAGAAAACCCAAGACGACACGGCAAGCUCAUGUACCCCUGUGGCAGGACCGAAUGUUGAGGGUUGGCCUUCCCGAACCAUGCCAACCGCAGGCCAUUCCGAUCACCAACACCCAUUACCCAGGGCGUGGGCAGGUUGGAGAAAGGAGAUACUCAAUCCAGAAGCGUCCGCCGCCAUGGUCCCACAUACGCCUCGCUCACAACACGUCGUAUCUAGCGUGUCUCCCUCUAUGGCCAUCGUGAAGGAGGUGGAUUACGAAGAGAACGACUCUCACGAACAAGAAAUGAUGCAAAUGUUAGUACACGACCUGCGUAUAAUGACAAUCGGCGAUGGCGUUGAUAGUUUCUGUGUCUUUCCCCAGUUUCGCAGCGCGGAACUGAAUUCAAUGAAUCUCGUUCGCGAAUGUCUCCGAGCAUUUGCAACUCCCGCCACUAUUGCUAGAUGGAAGCCCUUGAUGAUGGUCCAUGAGCAUAUCUUGCUCAGCUCAACUGCCAUCGCGUCUACUUGGAUAGAUAUGCAGACCAGGAUAUCCGGUGACACACGCCGGACUAUGCUCUUGAAGGGCGAGGUGAUUAGCUGGAUCAAUCAGCGCCUUCGAGAUCCCGCUCAGCAAUUUCAAGACUCAACAUUGAUGAUCAUCCUGCAAUUGUUAGUCGGAGAGAUGUGGAGUUGUGACGAGGAAACCUUGCGCAUCCACGAAAAAGGGAUUGCACGACUGAUCAACCAUCGGGGUGGUAUGACCGGCCUCGGUGGGGCUGGAGCCAUGGCCGAAGUGGCAGCUUCAUGCUGCCAGCAUACCGAUAUCAUAUGUGGUGCAUCUCCGCUUCCACUCUUCCAAGAAUGGGAGUCGAUGAUGCCGACGCCGGUGGAAGACAUUGCUGGAAUACCAUGGUCGCCACUGUUCAGCCCCCGCCUGGAGUUCUCUAGUCUCCGUUUGGGCCCGCGCUGCUCCCCAGAGACUUACGAUCUACUAUGUGCCAUGCGAUAUAUUACCGAUCUCUUCAUAGAACAUAUGGAAAAAGACCCUAUUCGCGAAUUAGAAUCCGACGAAGUCGUUGAUAUGACUUCCCCUAACCGACGGCAACAAGAAUACGACACGAAAAUUGAUCCCAUCUACCAACAUUUACUUGACCUUCCAUCGGCUUCCAUACCCGGUCUUUCCACUUCCAACGACUGGGUUUACGAGGCCUGCCGAAUUGCAGCUAUCAUUCAUGCAACGGCUAUCAUACGCCGCGUCCCUUUUCAUGUGGCUGCAGAAGGUUCGGAACGCGGUCGACGCAUGACUGAUGAUCUGUAUGCCGCUCUAGAGCUCUCGAACACGCAAAAUGUCUGGGGCAAUCUCGCGGGGGUGUUGUAUUGGGUAUCUCUCGUUGGCGUUAGUGCUGCGCGCACCCCAAAGGCAGUGGAGCUGUGUCGGCUCCCGGGCAAGCAGGCAGCUCAGCCCCAUGAUGAGGCUUGGGUGCGCAGAUGUUUUGUCAUGUAUGCGACACGGACGAUGCUUAUAUUGAUCUUUCAACAUCCACUACCGGUUGUCCUGUCUCAGCGCAAGAUGUUACGAAUUCAGGAGCUUGUGGGAAGGGGAUACGCCAGCUCCAAGCUUUGAAUGAUACCCAUGAGUUUAGUCGAAUGAUAUCAUAUUUGUGGGCACGACCAAGUCCACUACCACCGAAGCGAGCGGUGAGCUCAAUAUCUGCAUUUUGUGCGUAGGGUGUCCUUUCCUGCCAAGUACGACUGCUCCUGAC